CGCGUCUCCUGCUUUUGUCCCCUCGCGUCCUCUCUCCGUUUCCAUUACGUUCAAACAAAGCUCUUCUGCGCGACUAUGGCUGACAUCAAUGCCAUCGCACAGCAAUUUACGGAUUUUUACUACAAGACCUUUGAUCAGGACCGAGGCCAACUCACGCCCCUCUACAGAAAUGAAUCUAUGCUAACCUGGGAGGGACAGCAGUUUCAGGGCGUACAGACGAUCGUGGAGAAAUUAAUGAGCCUGCCUUUUCAGAAGGUCGUACAUCAGGUCACAAAGUUCGACGCGCAGCCAUCCUCGAUUGUUACUCCGAAUCUGCUUGUCAGCGUCACCGGACAUCUUCUGGUUGAUGAUGAGACAAAUCCCCUACCGUUCAGCCAAGUCUUCCAGCUCAUUCAGGAUACAGAGACGGGCAGCUAUUAUGUCUUCAACGAUAUCUUCCGUCUGAACUUGGGCUGAACGAAGUGAUGGUCUCCAUAUAUCAUCGAUGCCAGCGGUAUACUGCGCUAGAUUAAUGUUUGAUUAUGUAGGAAGGUUUCUUGCCUGUAUGAAAGUUUAAAGUGGCGACGCUUUUGUGCCUUUGAAGCACCUUUGUAGCUUAUAACUAGUAGCAUUUUGUUAUUUGCUAUCCCUGAAUGAGAUGUUACAAUUUAUUUCAAAGAU
Molecule: messenger RNA, 660 nt
Organism: Fomitiporia mediterranea MF3/22
Lineage: Eukaryota; Fungi; Basidiomycota; Agaricomycetes; Hymenochaetales; Hymenochaetaceae
Product: nuclear transport factor 2
Exons: 5
Coding region: 76-456 (126 amino acids)
Biological process (GO): protein import into nucleus
Cellular component (GO): nuclear pore central transport channel
Source: RefSeq, a predicted model, not a curated record